UUGUUCUUUUCCUUGGCCACCGCUGCUGGUGCUGAUUUCUUGGUUGUUGUUGUGCUGCUGCUGCCUCUACAAGAACUGAUUUCGCGAUGGCUUAUCAUGGAUAAAUCAGUCAACCCACUGGUAAUGCUUAGACAAGACGUACGCGUGUUGCAAAAAAUAUAAAAAUGUCAAAAAAGAAAGUUUGCAAUUAAAGUUGUAUAAGUAAUUUGCAGUUGAAAUUAAAAAGUGACGAAGUUUCAGCACAAUCUUGAUCAAACUUGAUAAAGAUUCAGCAAUGAUUGGCGAAAAAAUGUAUUUGCACUUCGUUGUGUGGCAUUAAGAAAUUGGAAAUAAAGACAUUAAGUGUUUUUGUAAAGAUGCGACUGAAAAAAGAUACCACCAUAGUGCUAGCAGUCAUGAUGAUUCUGUCCUGGAGUCCAGGGGCCGAAUUAAAAAGCCCUGACAACGCACAUGCCCAGGAUACAGUUUCCGUUUCUCUGCCCGGCGACAUAAUUCUUGGUGGGUUGUUUCCCGUCCAUGAAAAAGGUGAGGGUGCUCCAUGCGGCCCAAAAGUAUACAAUAGAGGAGUUCAACGCCUGGAGGCAAUGCUCUAUGCCAUAGAUCGCGUAAACAACGAUUCCAGUAUACUUCCUGGAAUAACGAUAGGGGUUCAUAUACUCGACACCUGUUCCAGGGACACAUAUGCUCUCAACCAGUCGCUGCAGUUCGUAAGAGCAUCUCUUAACAACUUAGACACGUCAGUGUUCGAGUGCUCAGAUGCGUCCAGCCCUCAACUAAGGAAGAAUGCUUCAUCAGGACCUGUUUUCGGAGUUAUUGGUGGAUCCUACAGUUCAGUGUCCUUGCAAGUGGCCAAUUUGCUUCGACUAUUUCAUAUUCCUCAAAUAUCGCCGGCGUCAACCGCGAAAACGCUGUCGGACAAAUCGCGCUUUGAUCUCUUUGCCAGAACGGUACCUCCAGACACCUUUCAAUCCGUAGCCCUCGUAGACAUACUAAAAAAUUUUAACUGGUCCUAUGUAUCGACAAUACACUCGGAAGGAUCUUAUGGUGAAUACGGAAUUGAAGCUUUUCACAAGGAAGCCACCGAACGUCACGUGUGCAUAGCGGUCGCCGAGAAAGUGCCCAGUGCCGCAGACGACAAAGUCUUCGACUCCAUUAUUGGCAAGCUUCAGAAGAAGCCCAACGCCCGCGGGGUCGUGCUGUUUACGAGAGCCGAAGAUGCGCGGCGGAUUUUGCAGGCGGCUAAACGCGCCAAUUUAUCGCAGCCGUUUCAUUGGAUAGCCAGUGACGGCUGGGGCAAGCAACAGAAGCUACUUGAGGGGUUGGAGGAUAUUGCCGAGGGCGCAAUUACCGUAGAGCUCCAGUCGGAGAUAAUUGAAGACUUUGAUCGCUAUAUGAUGCAGCUGACGCCAAGCACAAAUCAAAGGAAUCCCUGGUUUGCUGAGUACUGGGAGGACACGUUCAACUGCGUUCUCGCACCCACUUCAGAUCAACCGAAUUCAGUUGAUUCAAAUGACACAAAAGAUGGCACUAAGGCUAAGACUACAUGUGACGAUAGUUUUCGGUUAUCUGAGAAAGUUGGUUAUGAGCAAGAGUCAAAGACUCAAUUCGUUGUGGAUGCUGUGUACGCAUUUGCGUAUGCACUUCAUAAUUUGCAUAAUGAUCGUUGUAACACGCAAAGCGACCAAACCUCUGAACAACGAAAGCACCAACACAGCGAGUCUGUGUGGUAUCGAAAGGUAUCGACAGAUUCUAAGUCUCAAGCGUGCUCCGACAUGGCAAAUUACGACGGAAAGGAUUUUUACAACAACUACCUGUUAAACGUUUCUUUCAUAGAUCUUGCUGGGAGCGAAGUGAAAUUUGAUCGUCAAGGCGAUGGAUUGGCCAGAUAUGAUAUUUUGAACUACCAACGUCUUGAAAACUCUUCGGGAUAUCAGUAUAAAGUUGUUGGCAAAUGGUUUAAUGGCUUGCAGCUAAAUUCAGAAACUGUUGUGUGGAAUAAGGUAGCUGAGCAACCCACUUCGGCCUGUUCACUUCCAUGUGAGGUUGGAAUGAUAAAAAAGCAACAGGGCGACACCUGUUGCUGGAUAUGCGACAGCUGCGAGUCCUUUGAAUACGUAUAUGAUGAGUUCACCUGUAGAGACUGCGGCCCAGGACUGUGGCCCUAUAGUGACAAGCUUUCCUGCUAUGCGCUAGACAUCCAGUACAUGCGAUGGAACUCGUUGUUUGCCCUCAUUCCAAUGGUCAUAGCCAUAUUCGGCAUUACAGUGACAAUUUUAGUUAUAGUCCUUUUUGCAAAGAAUCACGAUACUCCACUGGUAAGGGCAUCAGGACGAGAGCUAAGCUAUACCCUCCUCUUUGGGAUACUGGUCUGCUACUGUAAUACUUUUGCUCUGAUAGCCAAACCCACAAUUGGGUCCUGUGUGCUACAGAGGUUUGGCAUUGGGGUUGGGUUCUCCAUUAUAUAUAGUGCUCUGCUUACGAAAACCAAUCGAAUAUCACGAAUUUUUCACUCUGCAUCAAAGUCAGCCCAGCGCCUUAAGUAUAUUAGUCCACAAUCACAGGUGGUGAUAACAGCGUCUCUGAUUGCUAUACAAGUGCUUAUCACAAUGAUUUGGAUGGUAGUUGAACCCCCUGGAACACGCUUCUAUUACCCAGAUCGAACGGAAGUGAUCUUAAAGUGCAAAAUUCAGGACAUGUCCUUCCUCUUCUCCCAGCUGUACAACAUGAUUCUUAUCACGAUUUGCACAGUUUAUGCAAUUAAAACCAGGAAAAUUCCCGAAAACUUUAACGAGUCAAAGUUUAUUGGAUUUACCAUGUACACCACAUGUAUUAUCUGGCUAGCCUUUGUACCCAUAUACUUUGGAACUGGAAAUUCAUAUGAGGUACAAACUACCACGUUGUGCAUUUCAAUAAGCCUAAGUGCGUCCGUUGCUCUGGUAUGCCUAUAUUCACCCAAGGUAUAUAUCCUCGUCUUUCACCCGGACAAGAACGUCCGCAAGUUGACCAUGAACAGCACCGUCUACAGGCGUUCAGCGGCCGCUGGUGCCCAGGGUGUCCCAACCAGUUCUGGAUACAGUCGCACGCAGGCAGGCACCACUGUACCGACAGGAGGGGCGGCAGGUGCCACAGCAUCGUCAAGUGUCCUUCCUACACAGAACAGCCCCAACGUGGAUGAAGUCGCAGGUCAAAAGGCCGCUGUGAACAAAAGCAGUGAAUACAGUAAUGGCGAGUUUCUGGCUGAAGAAUGCGAAUGUGUGGAACCAAUCUGCAACCAAGAAAAAAAUUAAGCAAUCCGCUUUAGCAGAUAUGGACCAACGGAGUCAGGCACAUUCAAAGCGUUGCAGUGGAUUUAGGCUUUUAGACUCAGGACAGACAAGCCCCAAAAUUCAUACUCGCUUCUGCUCUCGAAACUCAAAAUUGGAAUAGCGCAAAUAGCUUUAAAAUGUAAGUUUAGAAAAUGUCUUUACGUUAAAUUAUUAAAAUGUUUAUGUCACUCAAUCAAACCCAGAUGUUAUUUGUUAUUAAGAGUUACUAAUUAAGCCAUUAUAAUCUCGUGUUUGUACAUACACAUUUUCCUUACUACAUGUUAAUCAUAGAUAGAUAAGGUCACCUUUGUAAUAACAAUUAGAUUCGAUUGUCGUGUACACGUUAUUUCUCGACGUUAAACAGUAAAACAAAAAGUAAUUAAGUUAUCAUAAUUUAAAAAAAAUGUUGACCUAAUUUAGAAAAUUUAAUUUUUUAAUUAUUUUUGUUCAAUUAUUUUACAAGAAUGUAGAAGUUUACAGAACACAGCGCAUUGCAAUUCAGGCGUUUGAAGUGUUUUUAAUAUUUAGCUGAUAAUUCGUUAUGAAAAUGUACUUUAACGUGUAAUCCUAAACAGUAUCUAAGUGCAAAUGAUUUGUAUUUACAUUAUGAACAAUAUUUAGUCGAAACAAACAAAUUUAAAAGCUAAGUUAUCAAUACAAAAUUUAAACAAUAAAAUAGUAUAAUUAUCGUAGUA
Molecule: messenger RNA, 4000 nt
Organism: Drosophila elegans
Lineage: Eukaryota; Metazoa; Arthropoda; Insecta; Diptera; Drosophilidae
Gene: mGluR
Product: metabotropic glutamate receptor
Exons: 10
Coding region: 357-3287 (976 amino acids)
Biological process (GO): G protein-coupled glutamate receptor signaling pathway; regulation of synaptic transmission, glutamatergic
Cellular component (GO): membrane
Molecular function (GO): group II metabotropic glutamate receptor activity
Source: RefSeq, a predicted model, not a curated record